This is a messenger RNA of Caretta caretta (loggerhead turtle), 14625 nucleotides long. NCBI's taxonomy places the organism in Eukaryota, Metazoa, Chordata, Testudines, Cheloniidae. The record is from RefSeq and is a predicted model, not a curated record.
AUGAAAACGACGGGGAUCUUGGAAGAGAGACGACGCAGGGGAGAUACGAGGGAGGCCUAUAAAAUCCUGACGGGGGCGGAGAAAGGAAAGACGGACGAGGGCAGCGGGUUUCAAACAAGCCGGAGGAAGGGUUCCUUCCCUCGGCGCGCAGUCGACCCGGGGAACUCCUUGCCUGGGGACGCUGCGGCGGCCGAAAGCACAACUGGGUUAACAACAGAGCGAGGGCCCUUCCCGCCGGGGCACUUACCCCUCAGCCUGCUCACCAGCUACGGCUGUGACCCCAGCUUACAGCACCACAAGGAAGAGGAUCUCAACAACUUCAUGGAGAAGCUGAUGAUGGAGAACCUGUACGGCCCCCCCAACAGUGCCAUGAAGUGUAAAGCUGAGGAGAUAGCAGACUCAGACGAAGAACUCUGCUAUUAUUACGACAAUGAUGGGGAGUAUUACGAGGAUGAGGAGGAGAAGUGGGACGAUUUCAACAAGGAGUGCGAUGCAAAGACUGACGAAGACUCACUCCCUGGCACCUUCUGUGGCUUCAGGAAAUCCUUCCUGUGCAAGGACACCUCACCAGCUCCCCCGCCCCAGAAGUCGAUGGACUAUCAACUGCUGGACCUGAAAUUGCCCCAGAGGCAGCAGGUGACCGCAGAGGAAGCGGAGAAGAACGCCAAGGAGCUGGUAGCUGAGGAAGAGCGAGUUAAAAGGAAAGCAGAGAAGAAAAGACUUAAGAAGAAGAGGCAGAAAGAUCGGAAGAGGCAAGAAAAACUAGAACAAGAAUUGAAGCCCAAGCCCGAGAUGAAGUUGAAUGAACCUUGUCUGAAUGGUGACGCGGAGGAGGAAGGCGCCAUGACAUCAUUGCAGAGGGGGACCCUGGACUCUAGCUCCUCCCGGAGAGAUCCCAGCGAGGCCCCAGCUCCUAGGAGAGGGGAGGGAGCCAGGGCCCAGGACAGGAGUGCAGACAUGAGCACCGAGGAGGAGACGGAGGAUGAGCUGGACUUGAGCAGCACCUUUGUCUCCAAAGCUCAGCGUAAGGUGGGUGUGAAGCCACUGACGCCCAGGAAGGAGAAGGUGCCCAGAGCUGAGCACAAGGAGCCGGACAGGAAGCCCCAGCAGGAGGUGCCGAGGCCUGGGCAGGACGGGAGGGGAGUGGAUCCCAGCACAGUGCUAGCAGGUUAUGGGAACGAGGCGGCAAAGCGGAGCUGCUUCCAGGAGGCCGUGUUCUUCUUCACUGAGGCUGUCAAACUCAACCCUCGGGAGCACAGGCUCUUCGGGAACCGCUCGUACUGCUAUGAGAGGAUGCAGCAGUACGACAAGGCCCUGCGUGACGCCCACGUGGCCCUGAGCCUCCUGCCCGGCUGGCCCAAAGGCUUUUUCCGCAAGGGCAAGGCCCUCAUGGGGCUGAAGCGCUACGCUGAGGCCAAAAGCACCUUCCUGGAGCUGCUGCAGCUGGACAGCUCCCAUGCCGACGCAGCCACCCAGCUGGAAGUCUGCCAGGUGCAGCUCAUCCUGGAGAACGGCUUCAGCAGCUUUAGCGGUGAGAGGAGCCUGCUGGUGGAGCCGUCGCUGGGAGCCACAGAGUCCCAGCCGGCGGGGCCUGGUGAGCAGGCCAGGAGCUGGUCCCUGGGCAGCAGUGGUUACGCCGUGGGGGACGAGGAUGGGGAGAGCGGGUUUGUGACCAUCACUAGCUCGCGGAGCCGAGGGAAAGGCCCAGCCCAGCAGGGGCUCCGGGCCAGCAGCAGGGAGACCCCAGCUAGCACCAGACACCCUGUAGCCACUGUGCAUCAGGCCAGGGAGUGGUACGCUGUGUGGGUCGGGAACGUCACCCCCAGGAUCACCCAGAAGUUGCUGCGCAGCUAUUUUGAGGCGUAUGGGCCCAUCCACUCGGUGCGGAUGCUCCCGGAGAAGUACUGCGCCUUCAUCAACUACACCAAGAAGGAGGCUGCGGAGGCGGCCUACGGAGCCCUGCAGGGGGCCGAAGUGGAAGGAACCAAGUUUGUGCUGCAGCUGAAGCACCCUGACCAUGCAACCCCGGCCCCUGGUAGGGCUGGCCCUGGCAACGGCCCGCGGCCUGUGGGGAGGGAGCCAGUGCGAGUGCCCCCCACCCUGGAGUGCCAUUUCUGGCGGAACGCCGGCUGCAGCUACGGGGCCGACUGCCGUUUCCGCCACCUGCCCCAGAGCAAGGGGCUGGACAAGAAGCUGGCUCAGCACUAGGGCCCUGCCCUGGCCCCAUCAUUGCAGGGGUCUGGAGGCCGGAUGUCCCCAGGCUGACAGCUGGCUCCUCCCUGGCCAUGCUGCCUCGUGGGCACAGAGUGACUGGAUGGCUACCAUGCUGGGCCUUCCCAAGGCCCCUCCAGCUGCUGCCUGUUGCCUACCUGUGGCCCAGCACCAGCCAGUGGGCAUCACCCGCCCCGGGGUAGGACUGGACUCGCUGCUGUGUGGAUGGGGACUCUGGCUGGCUGUGCUGUGGGUUCCCCUUCCCUGGGAAGGAGCCAUGCAAGCUGCCCCCCCCCCCCCGGGACUGCCUUGGGGUUGGUUGGCCUGGAGGGAAUCGCUGGGCCUCUCCUGGCAGGGAGGGCUGGAAUUCAGGGCCCUGCCCGUGGCCCAGUGGGGGCACUGUGCCCCACAUCUAUGGGGGCACUGGAGCUGGCUGCAGACCCCUUUGCCUUAUUAUGGAGUGAGGCCUGUGGGGACUACAACUCCCAGCAUGCAGUGGAACCAUGCUGUUGGGAUGAAGGGCAUUGUCAUGCUGGGAGUUGUAGUCUCCACCCCCCAGGCUGCUCUUCCAUGGCUAUUUCAUACCAAAAAUUGUCCCGGGGCAGGUUCCUGCCUCAGCCAUGCUCUCUCCUUCCUGCCUUCUGAUUGGCUGAGCCCUGGGUCUGUUACACUGACUCUGCCCUGCUAGGGCCUGUCUGUGCGGCGAGGGUUUGCUCCCUCUGAAGCACUGUUGGCAGACAGGACACUGGGCUAGAUGGACCAUUGGCCCGACCCAGUCUGGCCGUUCUUCUGUAGCUCUUUGUGGGGGGCUGGCUGGGUGGGGAGCAUGGCCCAGGGUCAGGGUUGGGCUGUGGCCCCAGUCCAUAGAGCCGCCCCCGGUUCCACUUGGGCUUUUAACAUUGUCCCUUUGUUUUUGGAACAUCCCUCUGUCCUCGGGGCUAACCUAUGCCACCCCAUACAGAGCCCCACAGGCCUGGGCCAGCCCCUUGCUCCCCUGCCAUGUGGUGCUCUCGGCACCGGGCAGGCUGGUCCCAGGUCCCCUUUCGCUCAUGUGCAGCGAUGCCCCUGGGGCUCUCUGCCCUAGUGCCGGCUUUGUUCUUCGGCUCUGGCCCAGUCUGGCUGCUUUCUGCCUCACCUGUCUCCCACAGCCCUGAGUGCAAAGCCAGCUGGGUACCAGGGAGCUGCCCUGCCCUGCUGAUCACAGAGACCAGCUGGCUGCUCUGGGCAGGUGCCGGGCUGUGGGUGGCUGAGGGGCCAGGAUCUGCCUGGGGGCGAGGAUGCAAACUGACCUGUUAUGGCCCUGAGAGCGCCCAGCCUGUGCGUUCAGUGGGUGGGCCUUGCUCCCGGGCUGUGGGGCGGGGAACUCCGCAGAGCUCUUCCCCUGGGCAGCCCCGGGUUUGCAGUGGGUGCGGCGCCCAACGGGAAUUUGUUCAGGGAUUUGUACCUGCCUGGGGAUUUACAGAUUGUUCUUAAUAAAACUCAUUAAAGAACCCACCUUCUCCCUUCCGCCUUCCCACUCUGGCCCUGCUGGCUUCCCCCACCGUAGCCCCCCAGUCCUCUCCUGCAUCUGGGAGCGUGUGGAGGAGCCCCGGGCACUGUGUGGGUUGUGCCAGCAGGGGGCGCUGUUCUCCAUGGCAUGCAUGGCAGAGCCACACCUAUUCCUGGGGCAGCUGGUGCAGCCUGGCCUGGCUGGCUGCGUCCUGUGCUCGUGGUGGAAGGAAGUGCGGGCUCCCAGCAGGCUGCAGCCAGCACAGGGGACCGUGGUGCCCCCCCCGGCCACGGUAAAGUGAAAAGGGACAAAAGUAGUAACAUGGGAUAGGCUGGAACGGCUUCUGGGGUGUCGCCCCCGAGCUCCCAGGAGCCUCCCUGUGCUCUGAACACAUUUUCCCAGACGCGGUGGGGGCUGGGUGCUCUCCUCUUCCCCAGUCCUGACCCCAGAGCUCCAGUGUGGGGGUGGGGCCGUUUAACCCUCUGGUGCUGUCUGCAGGCGCUGCCCACCGUGGGGACGUGCGUUUGCCACCCUGUCCGUAUCUGGAGGAUGAACGGGGCAAGGAAUCAGAGUCCUGGGGCUCAGUCCCAUGGCUCCCCCUUGCUGCCCCAUGCCACUGCAAGCUCCAUAGCUGGGGCCCGUUGACCCGGGAGCCUUCUCCCACCGCAUGUACCUGCACACUGGUGGGCGUGCCCUUGGCUUUGUGCCCGUCCUGCGUGGGGAGCUUGGUGUAGGGCCCCCAAGCAGCGUUCCCCUCGCCCUGCUCUGCAUAGGAGAUGGAGCUGCCCUUGCCGUGCUAGGGGAGGGGUCGGUGCUAGGUGGUUCUGCACCGCUGGCCUGGAUCAGCCGGGCUGUAUCAGAAAAGAGCGGGCACCAACUGGGGUACAGGCAUUUCCAGCCACUACUGCCACCCAGGGGAAGGACCCAUGGAAAGUGGGCAAGUGCAGCGGCGGCUGGGUGGGGUGGGGAGAGACAGGGCUAAGGCUAUAAUCCUGAGCAAAACACUCUAGUCUGCCAGAAGCCUGGAGACCUCAGGAAGUUGUGCCCCUCCCCAGGGUCGGAGGUGGGGCUGAGGCACUGACUCGGGGCGCGGACAGCCAUGUGGCAGAGGGGUGCCAAGGCUUAGAGAGGGGAAACUGCUUCUCCCCAGCUGGGAGGAGCCUGUGGAAGUCGUGGCCACAGGCAGUGAUGAGGUGAAGUGCUGAGCAGCGGUGUGAGCGUGAGGCAGUCAUGAGUUCCACGAAGAAGCGAGAGUAACUGUCACCUGGUUGACCCCAGCUCUGCCCCUGCCCCUUCCCCUCUGAACUAGGAUGUUGAGGAAUGUGGUCGAGUCCAGCCUGGGCUGUGAGCUGGCCCCAGCUGAGUCGUGCGUGGCCCUGGGACAGCGCAUGGCCUUGGAGUGGCUUGUUCUGCAGCCCCUUCUCCCCAUGACGGUACCUCCGCAAUGGGAUCAAGUGGCCUCAGCCAUCCUUGUGACAAGCUAAGCAGAGUGUGCUCUUGCUAGCCGGUGUUUUCUCCAGCUCGAGUCACUGUGGUGGCCCUUUUCUGCACCCUCCCGUUUUACAACUUCCUUUUAAACUGUGGGCACCAGAGCCAGAUGCAGGAUUCUGGUGUCUGUCUCCCCAGAGCCUGAGUUCCAGAGAGAACCACCUCCCUGCUGCUGCUCACCGCCGCUCUGCAGAUCCGUCCACGGAGCCCUCUUUGGCACAGCAGUGCGCUGUCUGCAGUGACCCCAGGAUCUUUCUCUGUUGCUGCUUUCCAGGAGACAGCCCGCACUCGGGCCUGUGGUCUCCCUGCCUUGCUCCGAGAUGUACAGUGCUGGCUGUAUGAAAAUGUUCUGUUGGAAUGCGCCCAGCUUACCGAGCAAUCCAGACCACACUGGAUGGCUGCUGUCCUCAUUCCCUGCUCCCCCAGUGUGUGUGUCGCAUGCAGAUUUGAUAUUUACUUUGACAUCGUUGGUGAAGAUGUUGGCGUCUUGAGCCUAGUACCACCCCUUGUGGUGCUGCACUGGUAUACCGCCAUGCAGCGAAGAGUCCCCGGGGACGAUUGCUUUUGGAGAUGUCAGCCCAUUCUUAAACUGUUGAACGUGCGCUCUGUUCAGAGUGGAUAGAGCUGAUUGUCCAGUCAGAAUAUUAUGCAGUACUGAGACAAAUGUCGUACCAAAGUCCAAGUAUACUGCAUUUGUGCAGUCACCUUUAUCAACGAAAUCUAUAAUCUCAUCAAAAAAUGAAAUCAGGUUUGUUUAACAAGCCCUGUUUUCCCUGAAACCACGUUGACGGGUCUUAGUGAUACGCCAGCCUUCGUUAGUUAGCUCGUCCCUUAUUUUCCCUGGAUUUCUGAUGUCAGGCCAACCAGCCUACAGUUACCCAGGUCAUCCCAGCUCUUUCUGCUUCUUUACAAACAGAAAUAGUUAUUGAACGCAUCUGCCUUUUCUGCACCUUUACAAUACUUCUAGCGUUUCCAUUGAGUAGUGGGCCUGGACCAUUGCUAGGAUUUCUUUUGCUCCUAACAUACUUUAAACCUUCUUGUCAUGCUUGGCCCUGCCAGCUAGAGAUUUUUCCCUGGUGUUUUUAGCUUCUGUGAUCAGUUAUCUCCAGGUCAUCUUAAUCCAUCAUAAUGAGGUCCAGCAUUUCCCCGUGCUGGAUGUAAUGCUUCUUGUGGUAAAAAGUUAUCUAAAACCAUCAUUAGAGUUUUGAAAAUUAACAGCUGGCUGCAUGAGAUCUCCAGCAUGUCUCCUCCAGAUUGAAAUCCAUCAGAGCACCACAACUUGUCUUUCCACGCACUGUUAGACAGUGUUCGAGGUGUAACUCACCUACCCCCCUUGCGGGAUCACAUCUGCUCUCCCUCUCUGAGUCGGGCCCUGCCUGAGGCCCCUCCCUUUCCUGCAGCACCAGCCCAGCGGGAAGGCCUGGCUGGCUCGUGCCCGCUGCUGAGCUCAGCGCUAUGUGAACUCAGAGGGGCCCAGGCUCAGGCUGAGCGCAGGGCAUGGAGUUGGGGGACGCAAUAAAUGGUGGUACCUGAUUGUGCCAAGACCGGGGUAGCUGCUGUUGUCUUGCGUCACUGAGGACAGAGCUCCAGCAGGGCGAGCUCUCUGCGGUGGCCAGGGAGAGGUGGGGACUGGACCCAUCGGGGCCAAGCACGACAUUGAUCCUGCCCCGGGCAUAGAGCAGUUAACCAAGGUGAACAAACUUGGGUCCAUCCCCCCACCCCUUAUCAACACAAGGCUCAGCGCCCUCCCCCUCCCACGCCAGCUGGGAUUGUUUGUUGCCGUGACAACAUUAUGGAUGCAAUAAUCAUUGCAGGCAGUAUCUGUCCCUGUGUCUGUCUGUCUCUCUUCUCCCCCCACCCCCCCCCGGUAUCUCUCACUCUCCACCCUGCGUGUGUGCACCUGCCUCUUGUCUCUUCUGACCCCAGAUCCAUGGGUCAUGCCCCGCACCCCAUGUGUUCUUCCCUCCCUCUUUCCCUUCAUUCGCCCAGGGCAGCCCCAGUGCUGGGCACCGUAGGGGAUCCCUGCUGACUUGGUGCCAAGUGUGUAGCUGGAAUGGACCCACAGGUCCCAUCUUGACCACUCCCUACCCCAAUACAGACCCUUCCAGCAGCCCGGGUAGGAGUGUUCCAGUUACCGCAGGGGCAUCGCCAGUUUGGAGUGUUCCCAGCAAUGGGCCCUGCCCCCUUUUCCUGUGGGGGAGGUGGGUUUCCCAGCCAGUCUCUUGGAUGGGAAAGGGAUCCUGUAGGCCUGUGCAGCUGGGCAGGAAUCCCAGGGACCAGGAAGAAGCUUAGGGUUGGGAGAUGCUUCAGUGAAUGCUUCAGCCGUCCCCUGUGUGGGUUGCCUGGCCAGGGCUGGUGAGUCCAGAAUGGAGGGCAGGCCUGGGGGGCGUGGAUCCUUUGGCCAUGGCAGGAGGGAGACAGCCACACAUGGAGAGCAAGGACAAACCCAGAGGGCGGGCCCCUCUCCAGGAGUGGGUGUGUGUGUGGGGGACAGGACCAGGCUGCAAAGGGGAGAAUACCUGGGCUCCAGCUGCCAGCCCAGCCGAAGUCUGUGCUCAGACCCUCACUUGCAGACUUUGCAUAUCCCCCUGUGAGGGUGAUGGGGCCUUUGAGCUCAGAGAUCUACAGAGGAAAGAGCAUGGGUUCUCCCAAGCCAUUAUCUACCUUGGUGGAAUCUAGUCUCACCAACUCCCAGUGCUCAAAAAUCAUGAACCAGACCUGAGAUUACCUUAAAAACCAUGGGAUUUGGACCAUACUGAAUGUGGGUUUGUUCCUUGCCUUCUGGCUUUGGAUCCUUGAGGCUGCACUCAAAUCACUUUGUCAAGCCUUUGUCCCCAACAGGAGGCUUAGAAACCAAGAAUUUAAUGAAAUCACCUGAAUCCAGGAGCUGGAGCUUGAAGAGAAAAACCAAAUAUCAUAAUAAAGCCACAAGAGCUGGUAGCUCUGGUAAUCUGAGGAGACCAGACUGGCAUCUACUGUCUGGGCUUAGUUUCUGCCUUGCUUAGUGGCCUCUAAGCAAAAGCAACUGGCUGCCCUUUCUACCUAAAUCAUGCCCCUUGUCCUUCGGAAGCUGCAUCUACCGACAGUGCAGAUGGCUUAGUUAAAUCAGCGUGUUCCAAAGGGUGAUCGGUGGUUUAAGAUGCUCAGAUGCUGCUACCUAUCUGGCUGCCCAGCACCAGACAAUGCCAUUUCCCAGCCAUUCCCUAAGGGCCUAUUGCCCACCGGUGGGUUUGGAAUGAAUGUCGUCAGUUUGCCUGUGUCUGGAGGGACAUUGUGCAGUGGGCACGUCAGCUGCUGCUGUCAUAGAUAGUAAGGCCAGUCUGCCCUCCUGCCUGGCGCAGCCCAGAGUCCCUCCUGCUGCAGGGUUUGCAUAAACUCCUCAUUUCUGCUUUGAGCCAGUCGGUCUUUGGGAAAGAUGGCCUGUCUCCACUCAGAGCCUGCACAGGAUGGAGAAUGCCCGCGUCUCUGGGUGGGUUGCGUCCCUUCGCUGGUAAAAAUCUGCAGCUUAUUUCAGGUUUUAAUUUCUCCUGCUUCAGCUGCCAGACUUUGGAUCUCGCUCUGCCUUUGUCUGCUCGGGUCAGGUCCUUCAGCUACCACACAGUGCGUGCCCAGGCAGGUACUUACAGGACUUCAUCAAGCCAGUGCCACUUGCUCUUGGACAAAGCUUCUGGAGCCUGUCCCUAUAAGGCAGGCUUGCCAGACCCCCAGUCAGUCUUGUGUCUCUUCUGGGAACCCUUUCCAUUUGGUCAGUGUCCUUUUUGAAGUGUGGCCAGUGGUAUCCAGUAACAGACUGAGGUCACACCACCUGCCUUCUCCUCAGUAUUUUCCUGCUCACGUAUCUGUGGAGUGUGUUUUCCCCCUUAGCUGCAGCAUCACACAGACGGUUCACAUUCAGUUAGUCUCCAAGAGUCAUGCUUUCCACGAUACAGUCCCCCCAUCUGAUAAGUGUGACCUACAGUCUUGUUCCUAGGUGUGUGAGCUUACAGGUGGUUGUUUGAAAACGUGUUUAGAUGAGCCCACCUUACCAAGGUGCCCAGGUCAGUCUGUGUAUCUCUCCCCAUCAUUUACCACUCCACUAAUUUUAGUGUCAUCUGCAAAUGUUAUCUGUAGUGCUUUUCUAUUUUCUUCCAGCUCAUUGAGAGAGAGAAUAAAUCACAUUGGGCUGAGCACAGAUCCCUGUGGGACUGCACUAGAAACACCCCUUUGGACAAUGAUUCCCCAUUAACAAUUUACCUUUUUGAGAUCUGUGAAGUAUCCAGUUUUUAAUCCAUUUAAAAUGGGCUACAUUGACAUUGUGUAGUACUCAUUGUGUCUGCAUGUCAUGCAGGGCUAAGUUCUUUCAGACACUAAAUAUAUUAAGUUAGUACAGUUACCUUUAGCAACUAAACUUGUCAUCUCUUCCAAAAUGAGAAGGUUGUUUAAGACCCUGUUUUCCAUCAAAUUAUGUUGAUUGGCAUUAAUUUUGCUGCCAUCAUUUAGAUCUUUAUUGGUUAUGUUCCAUAUCAGCUUUUCCAUGAUUUAGCCCUGGAUCAGGACCAAUGUCAUGCUGCCUGGCCUGUGGUCACACACACCAUCAUCGCAUUUGCCCAUUUCAAAUGUUGGCAUAAACUCAGCUCUUUUCUAGUCCUCUGGAACUCCACCACCAUUCCGAGGUUUGUAAACACCAACAUUAAUGGUUCACAGAGCUCCGCAGCCAAUUUUUUAAUACAAUGUGGGUUUAAGUUAUCCAGUCCUGUGGAAUUAAAAACAUUUCAAUAGUGGAUGAUUAAUAACCUCACUGCACUGGUAACUGAUGAAAGAGAAAAUAUUGAAUUAUCACUGUAAGAUAUAAAUACAUUAUCCUGCUUCUUUCUGAACUCAGGAUAGCAAUACUUACGGAAUAUUUCUCUCUUUUCUGCCUCAUUGUUGACAAUUUUUACCAUCCUUAUCUAGUAUUGGACCUAUACCAGUGCUAGGAUUUCAUUUGUUCCUGAUUUAGUUAAAGAAUUCUUUCUUAUUCUCCUUAACCCUAUUUGCCAUAGAUUUUUCACUAAAACCUUUAGUGCCCCUUAUCAGUUGUCUGCAUUUCCAAACUGCAUUGGCUUCCCCAUUUUGUCCGUUUGUUAUAUAUAUUUUUAAUGGCUCCUUUCACUUUCUUCCUUAGCCAGGAUAUUUUUUAAUCAAAGAAGCCUUCUUUUGUGACUGCAGAAUUAUGUUUCUUUGGUCUCAAACAAUUCCAGUCAUCAUUUACCUUUUUCAUGUUUAUAUCUUUCCUCUCAUUUUUGUUUUCAGCUUUGGGAAAUUAGUCUUCUUAAUAUCCCAAGUGUGUGGAUUGCUCAUUGGCACUCCAUUCUGUAUGCACAUAACAAAUGAAAUUAGGUUGUGAUCAGUUGCACCUAGGCAACCAUCAAUUUUUAGUUCAGUGAUCAAUUUGUCGUUCUCCGUUGGAAUGUGGCCUGAUAUCGGUUGCAAUACGUUCUGUGUUAGAAAGUUAUUGUCUGUAAUUUUCAGGAGCUCCAUGGACAUUUGAGUAGUUGUGGCAUGAGCUCUUUUAUUGCAUCUGGCCCAGAAGUUCAGCGAUUUAUAGCCUGGGAGUGUAAUGUAGCACAAUCUCAUCUGUGGGCAAGUUAGCGACAGAAAGGGAAGGGAGGUGUCAUUUGAGUCGUAAAACUCUCCACAAUCCUCAUUUUGAUGGUGUUCCCCUCUGUGAUAUGGGAGAGGGAACUUGCUGCCCAGCCAGCUCCCAGCUCUACCUCCCCUGGUUGGCAGAAGUUUUGAUAAUACAGAGUAAUGGGCUGAGUUGGGUGUCCUUCGAAAGCCUUUUCUCCCAUGAACACAGUGGUACCAAGCAUGACAAACCUAGAACAAUUACGUAGAUAUAUAUUAGGGGAAAUGUAUAAAAAUCAACUUUUUUAAAGUAUCCUUUAACACAGGGAUGUUUUGCUUACCUAAAGUAGACACUGAUCUUGGCUAAUCCUAGGGAAGCUAGCCUUGGCAUGUAGGACCGAAAACAUGUAUUCACCAAUGUCAUCAUCACUGUCAUCUCUGUCUAGGGCACCACUGCUAGACACGUUGUCACGCUGCUCCUCUGCGCCACCCUCGUACGUCUCCAGACAAAGCCAGAGCACUGGGGCUGUAGGAUUGGAGCCGCAGGGAGCUGUGAUAAACAGGGGGAGGGGCUGCACCUGGCUGUUUGGGGAGGCACAGUCUCCUCCAGCCUAUGCGACCCACCACCCAUGCUCACAGGGGUGGUUCCUGGGCAGAUGGAGGCCCAGACAUGGGCCCCCAACUCCCUUGCAGGGCUAAGCCCUUUACUGUCCUUGGCAUUUCCUCUGUGCUGGUUCAGGCAGCUCCCUGCUCAGCGGUUUGCGAGGUCCCAGUGCGCUGUGGAGGGAGCCUGUGACAUGGAGUCCCUGGGCGAUGCUCUGGAACUGCUCCCCAUGAAGCCAGGCAGGACUCUGGGGAAGUCUCCUUUCUGGGAGCAGCCUGUCUGCAGGACACACAACUCACCCGGCUUCCCCCUUCCUGGGUCCGACCUUGGAGCAUUCAGCAUCCUCUGCCCCUCCAUGUCCUUCCCACAGCGAGUCCGCCCAGGCAGGGUCCUGGGGAAGCCAGAGGGUCCUGCCCCCCAACUCCGCAGUCAGACGUGCCUCUCAGCCAGCCGGGAAAACAGAAGGUUUAUUAGAUGACAGGAACAUGGUCUAACACAGAGCUUGUAGGUGCAGAGAACGGGACCCCUCAGCUGGGUCCAUUUUGGGGGGCAGUGAGCCAGACAACCACGUCUCCCCUUCACUCCAUGUCCCCAGCCAUCCCCAAACUGAAACUCUCUCCAGCCCCUCCUCCUCUGGGCUUUCCCCUUUCCCAGGCCCAGAGGUCACCUGAUUCCUUUGUUCUCCAACCCUUUAGCUGUCACCUUGCAGGGGGGGGGAAGGGCCAGGCCAUCAGUUGCCAGGAAACAGGGUGUCGGCCAUUCUCUGUGACCAGACCCCUGCACACACCUCCCCUUUAGGAUUCUGCAACGAUCAUACACCCUUAUCCUACCCCGUAGAGACUUAAGAACUGCCUAGGGUAAACUGAGGCACCCCCACACUAUUCAGAGGAACCAUUAAGAACAGUCCGCUUCGUCACAUCUCUCCCCCCUUCAAGACCGAAUUGAGCGGGAUCACUUUAGCUGGUGACCUGGGGAAGUUCGAAGCCACCAACGUUCCCAUGGAUGCCCCAGCAUCUCUCCCAUUCCUUGGUGGGAGUUACACCAGGCCCUUCCAGUUUCACGCCCUCCCUUAGUUUGGGGGUGGUCGAUAGCACUUGCAUGCUGCAUGUGGGAAGGUUUAUGCGGCCCGUGCCCUUUGGCCACCCCAAAACCCCAGGGGGUCAAACUGGGAUUGGGUCUUCUCCCCAACAAGCUGGCCAAACAGCCACUUGGUUAGAGGAGUGUUUAACUUUCUUAACAGCUUUCACUUCAUCUGAGACCUUCUCAGAGCUAUCCACACUGGGUCCUUCAACAGGAAAGUCAGUGGAUCCAUUCACAACAGAAAAUUUUUGGCUGUUAGGAACUGAAACUUUCUUGAUUAAAUCACUUUCACACCCUUCAGUUGCAGUAAACUGCUUGCAAAGACUCCAUGAGGAUUCCUUUCCCUAGGGCUUUUCUAUGCAACAAUUCACCCCUCACAGAAAUUCUGCCCUUACCCUCUUUACCUAGGGCAUGUUCUAGGGGAACACUUUCCUGAGCAACAACAGACUCUUUCUGGGUCUCCCGUACAUCCAGAAUUACCUCUGGCCCAUGCGGCGGAUUCCUACCCAAUCCCCUUUCAGGCAAACUUACAGACUUCCUAGAUAAAAGGUCAGAAGCAUUCUCCUUCCCUUUGCCACACACAAGUUCAGGAAUCUUUUCCUUCUAGCUACAGGUUUCCACACCCUCAGUAGGUAACAUAAUCAAAUCACCUUCAUGCUCUCCUUGUGCCCUGGCUAGGAUCUCACCCUGAUUAGACAGAGUUGCGACACCCUUUCCCAACAACACACUAGCAACAGGCAAAAUACAAGCACCAGAAUUGUCUGGUCUCUGGGAUUUUACAUAGAUCCUAACUGGAUGUGACCUAGUAACAGGGCCAUUCUCCCGAGCAGACACAAACUUAGGACCCCUUCCCUUCCUGGGCUUCAGCUGAAUCCAGAACCAGCUCUGAGACAACUGCACGACCCUCAACCAUCACAGGCUGAAAGGCCCCUUCUGUCUGCUCCACAGACAAAGAAGAGCCGGACACACUUUCUCCUUUCCCAGACACACUUUGGGAUCUCUUUCCCCUGGUCCCAGCACACAAGGCUGGUCACAGACAACUGCUUGGAGAUCAGAGUAGCUCCCUCCAUAGGCAAGUCAAUACCCCUGACAAACACAGACACAUUUCCUUCCCUGUCACACUUCUCCACCCAGCUAACAGGUAAGGUCCAGGGACUCUCAGCUUCCACUCUCCUCGCCUUCCCACCCUGCUGACUAGACACAGCCAUCAGCUCACAAGGCUGCCUAGGCUCAUCCAGACUUUCCUUACCAAGCACCUUGCCACUCCCCACAGAUCCCCUGCCCUGCCUGUGUCUCCCCCCACUCAGCUGGGGUCUCAGCUCCCUCUGUGCUCAGCGCUGCCCUUGCUGUCCCAGUGGGGGUAGGCAGCGAGCUCCCUGCUUUCCUCACUGCAUCAGAGCCAGCCUGAGCCCCCGCUCUGGUGUGGUAACAGGCAGGCAGGUAGCCUGAGCCUAGCCGCUCCUCCCUCCUGCCAGCCAGGUCAUCUGCAUUUUCACUGACCAUUUCCCUCUCCACUGACUGGUUCCCUGGAUUCAAAUUCAAACCCUUGGCAGUUACAGGAGCAGGGCCUGGAUCCUGUCCCAAAGAGACACAGUCACCCCACAACAGGGUCUCACAGCUGAUAUCCCGGAGAACCCCAAUGACCAGCCAGCCCCACCCUUCCUGUGUCUGCACAGGGAUCUGGGCCAUAGGCAGGGCGAGGGGCUUUGUCCCUGGGACCCUCACCCAGGUCACCCAGCCCCUCAGCAUCUGAGGCUGCACCACCCAGGGCCUGACACCAGUUCUCUCUGUCCCAGGAUCUCGCCACCCCAGGAAUGUCUCCCCAUUGACCAUCACCUCCUGCUCCCACUGGAGGUCCGAGGGGCCUGAGCCCAGGAGACUCCACACAGACAUAUAGGUUGGGGUCAGGAGUGGGAGCCUGUCCACCUCCCCACCCAUCUGGCUGACGGAGUCUAUGGCCUUGGGACCCAGCAAGGGAGCUCGACACCGGGGCUUUUCCGCAGGGUCCCCCUGGUUCAAAUCUCCAGCCUGCUCAAAGGCAGUGAGGUGGCAUCCACACCCCCCCCCCUUAACCAGGGGCAGCAAUUUAGUCUCAAGGUUCCCUGCGGAACUGGCCCCCUGGGGUCUAUCCCCACUCACCCCUGGGGGGUCCCCUAGGCCUCUCCGC